This is a messenger RNA of Cuscuta europaea, 910 nucleotides long. Lineage: Eukaryota; Viridiplantae; Streptophyta; Magnoliopsida; Solanales; Convolvulaceae. The record is from the annotation of a GenBank genome assembly.
GCUUUGCAGUGCGUUUAAAAUCAUUUAACAUUAUGUUUGGCUUUAUAUAGGUCGCAGACGCGUACGGUGAAGCUCCGAGCAUUGUUAAACUGGAUUUAGGAGUGGGAAUUAUAAAGCUAAGGUCGCAGACGUGUACGGUGAAGCUCCGAGCAUUGUGAAACUGGAUUUAAGAGUGCGCAUUAUAAAGCUAAGGUCGCAGACGCGUACGGUGAAGCUCCGAGCAUUGUGAAACUGGAUUUAGGAGUGGGCAUUAUAAAGCUACGGUCGCAGACGCGUACGGUGAAGCUCCGAGCAUUGUUAAACUGGAUUUAGGAGUGGGCAUUAUAAAGCUAAGGUCGCAGACGCGUACGGUGAAGCUCCGAGCAUUGUUAAACUGGAUUUAGGAGUGGGCAUUAUAAAGCUAAGUUAAGCUCUAUUAUGUCUACGUUUGCAAAUAAGGUGUCCAUGUUCAAGCUCUUCACUGAGGCGCCCUCCUCGAACAAGGGGUGGAAGGACCGGUGGUGCUACGUGAAGCUGACCGAGAGCCCCUUCCCGAGGGAGUUACGUGACCGUUUCAAGAGGCACGAGAAGAGGAGGAGCGCCGCCCUCGAAAAGAUGACAGGAUUCUGGCCAUGAUCCCGGAGGGCCGGGACAAGAAUAUCACCAUUAAGGAGUGCACCAAGGAAGGAGAUCUCUACACCCUCGGGUUCCGGCGGUACCGGUUCCUGGGGGAAACAGAUGAGAAGUUCCCAGUGUUUGAGGGAGCCUCCGGAGGUAUCCCAGUGAACAUGAUGAACGUCAAAGGCCUCGCUCGAUUCAAGAACAAGCCGGGCAAGGAUCCGAAGGGGUCGGACGCGGGCGGCCAAAAGCCCGUCGGUGCGCCUUUCAAGAAGCCUGAGGGCGAUGCUGCUGCGGCGAAGAGGAAGCCGAC